UUCUUCAAGGUGGAGGAUGUCUUCUUCAGAAGAAGCAUUAGUUCCAGACUUGAGCAAAAGGAUGUUUUUGAACUAUGCUCUUUUGUGCACUGCAUCAUUGCCUGUAAUUCAAAUGAUGUUUACGUAUUCAAGAUUCUUCUUUCCCGUAUCUUCAGGUAACCCUGACGAAACAGUUGCCAGAGAUAUCGAAGGUAAUGAAAUCAAGAAAGAGGAUUUCAUUAAGACAAGAAAACCUGGAACUCGUGAACUGGUUCAAGGUCCUAAGGGAGAUCCACAUUAUUUAAUAAUAUCUGAAGACGGAGAAUUGCGUCCGUAUAGUCUAGAUGCUGUUUGUACACAUUUGGGAUGCGUAGUACCGUGGGAAGCUGGAGAAAAUCAAUUCAUAUGCCAUUGUCAUGGUUCUCAUUAUGACAGUACUGGUAAGGUGGUUCGUGGUCCAGCUCCUCUUUCUUUGGCUUUGGCACACGUAGAUGUCAAUGAAAAUGGUAACAUCGUGUUGAAGACUUGGAAAGAAAAAGAUUUUCGCACAGAUUCCGAUCCAUGGUGGAAAUAAAGUGUAUGGCUUCGUGAAUAGUGUAGAUACUUAGUAUAGGCUGCAGCUCUUUAGAUUUCAUAAGAGUCUUCGUUUAAGGAUAAAGUAGUCUCUUGUGGC
This is a messenger RNA of Galdieria sulphuraria, 652 nucleotides long. Its product is annotated as cytochrome b6-f complex iron-sulfur subunit. The record is from RefSeq and is a predicted model, not a curated record. Gene Ontology annotation, cellular component: plasma membrane. The coding region runs from base 17 to 553 and encodes 178 amino acids. The transcript has a single exon. Gene Ontology annotation, molecular function: oxidoreductase activity; 2 iron, 2 sulfur cluster binding. Lineage: Eukaryota; Rhodophyta; Bangiophyceae; Galdieriales; Galdieriaceae.